Cadophora gregata is the source of this 1166-nucleotide messenger RNA. RefSeq lists its product as uncharacterized. The transcript is spliced from 4 exons. Lineage: Eukaryota; Fungi; Ascomycota; Leotiomycetes; Helotiales; Ploettnerulaceae. The record is from RefSeq and is a predicted model, not a curated record. Gene Ontology annotation, molecular function: zinc ion binding; DNA binding. Gene Ontology annotation, biological process: DNA-templated transcription. The coding region runs from base 1 to 1086 and encodes 361 amino acids.
AUGGUUAACGUUCCAUGGCGAAUUGGACUUCGAGCUACUAUAGCCAGGGAGCAGGUCUUACAUGACAGCGGGCUUCCCACCUCCCAAUCUGAUGCCAGUUUCAUCAAAGAGCCCGCUCUUGAGCGGAGCCUGGAUCAUGUCCGGAAGAUCUUAAGAGACUCUCUCCCGUCGCAGGAGGUCUCUGAGCGCCUUCUCGAUAUGUUUUUCGACUAUCAGAACUCUAUUUUCUAUGUUUGUAACAGAGAGGAAGCACUGGCACAGUUGGCCCUCAUGUACGAAGAGCCAGCGGGGGUCAGCAUAUCUUGGUUUUGCCAGAUGUUCUUAAUCUUCGCUGUAGGUAUCCAAUUUGAUGAUGUCUACGACACCGAUGGAGCAACCUACCACGAGAUCGGCCAAAAGUACAUCGAUGAUGCCAUUGAUGAGGACCCCCAAAGCACGAUAUGGAUUAUUCGGGCAAUGCUUCUCCUUUGCCUCUUCCAGCCACCAACGAAAUGGAACUCGGUAUGGAUGCACCUUGAUGCUGCCAUUCGGGGCGCCCAAAGAUUUCAGCUAGAUGUGGGCCACAAUCUUCUGCAAGAAUUAUCAGACAACGAGUAUCAGGAAUGGCGACGGAUAUGGUUAACUAUAAUCUCCUUUGACCGCUGGGUAGCAAUUUUCCUCGGACGACUACCACGCAUCAAGGAAAGUAUUUGUAGAGAUCUGAUUUUCAGGGACCCGAACUUCAGAUUCACUUUGACGGACACCAUUCAAGAUAAUAUCACAACUUUAGCAAUAAUAUCGGGAGACAUUUUACGCGAUAUGUAUUUUUCGGAGCAGCCUAGUCUCAACACAUGCCGCAAAUACAAAACCGAGCUCGAAAAAUGGUCAUCCAGUUUACCGAAUCCUCUUCAGCAAUAUAUGAAAUCGGGCAAAGUUCCAAAAUUUCCCAAGGACCAGACUGAAUCGAUAGUUAGUUUUGAAGGACGAAGCCUUAGGGAUUCAUCUGACACAGUGUUAGUUCAAUUUACAUUUCAUGCACCUAGGGGCGUGGAUGUUGAUAACAAGACCAUUCUUAUUGAGGGCGUUGAAAAUGGAGACUUCAGGUAACUUCGGGGGUCCUAUUGUAUCGGCGAUAUCGUCUGAAUCGACUCUGUGGUAAGUAGCGCUAUCGAAUCCGAGCAUGAUGC